Messenger RNA from Ascoidea rubescens DSM 1968, 645 nucleotides. Its product is annotated as Ran family GTP-binding nuclear protein. The record is from RefSeq and is a predicted model, not a curated record. Gene Ontology annotation, biological process: protein import into nucleus; ribosomal subunit export from nucleus. Gene Ontology annotation, molecular function: GTP binding; GTPase activity. The transcript is spliced from 2 exons. Lineage: Eukaryota; Fungi; Ascomycota; Saccharomycetes; Ascoideales; Ascoideaceae. Gene Ontology annotation, cellular component: nucleus; cytoplasm. Bases 1 to 645 code for a protein of 214 amino acids.
AUGAGUGGAGAAAUUCCAACCUUUAAAUUAGUUUUAGUUGGUGAUGGUGGUACCGGUAAAACCACUUUUGUUAAACGUCAUUUAACUGGUGAAUUUGAAAAAAAAUAUAUUGCUACACUAGGUGUUGAAGUCCAUCCAUUAAAAUUUUUCACUAAUUGUGGUGAAAUCAAAUUUGAUGUUUGGGAUACUGCUGGUCAAGAAAAAUUUGGUGGUUUAAGAGAUGGUUAUUAUAUUAAUGGUCAAUGUGGUAUUAUUAUGUUUGAUGUCACCUCAAGAAUUACUUAUAAAAAUGUUCCAAACUGGCACAGAGAUUUAGUUCGUGUUUGCGAAAAUAUUCCAAUUGUUCUUUGUGGUAACAAAGUCGAUGUGAAAGAAAGAAAAGUUAAAGCUAAAACUAUUACUUUCCAUAGAAAGAAGAAUUUACAAUAUUACGAUAUUUCUGCUAAAUCAAAUUAUAACUUUGAAAAACCAUUUUUAUGGUUAGCAAGAAAAUUAGCUGGUAAUGCUCAAUUAGAUUUUGUUGCUUCUCCUGCCUUAGCUCCUCCAGAAAUUACUGUUGAUGGAAAAUUAAUGCAACAAUAUCAAAAUGAACUUGACCAAGCUUCUGCUAUGCCUUUACCUGAUGAAGAUGACGCUGAUUUAUAA